AUGGUUUUUGCUGAUCAACAAGGCCCUAACCAGCAGCAGCAACAAGUUGAAAAGACAGCAACUACACCUAUUACCACGGUCGAUUUGAUAAAGGAGCCUAAAGCACAUAAUAUUAAGAAGGAGCAUGUCAUGUACCUAGUUAUACAGCAAGCAGGUGGAUUGGAGGGAGCGGCUGCCGAGUUGGCCAUGAAUAUCUAA
Molecule: messenger RNA, 198 nt
Organism: Zychaea mexicana
Lineage: Eukaryota; Fungi; Mucoromycota; Mucoromycetes; Mucorales; Lichtheimiaceae
Exons: 2
Coding region: 1-198 (65 amino acids)
Source: RefSeq, a predicted model, not a curated record